AUGAAUCUCAACGCCUCCUUUUCUCUCCUCUCCUUAACACUCUUACUCGUCCUCUCUCCCCUUGUUACAGCCGAUAACAUCACACAUGCGUUUGAGAAAUACUCAAACUUCAGCACCAUGAGUGACCUCUUCACCCAAACCAAGCUCACUACACUCAUAAGCACAUACCAAACCAUAACCAUACUCGCUGUUAACAACAGCGCCAUCAACUCUAUCACUAACAAAUCCGCCAUUGAGCUCAAGAACAUCCUCAUGACUCAUGUCAUUCUUGACUACUACGAUGAGCUCAAGUUUAAGGACAUGAAGGAGAAGAGCAUGAUGCUCACCACCUUGUACCAAACAACCGGUUUGGGUGAAGAGAUGAAUGGUUUUCUCAACUGUACCAAAUCUAAAGGAAGAGUUUGCUUUGGAUCAGGAGUAAAGGACUCACCUCUAAACGCUGAGUAUGUCACAACAUUGUAUCACAACCCUUUUAAUCUGUCUAUUAUACAUAUUAGCAUGCCCAUUGUGGCUCCUGGACUUAGCUUAGCAGUUUUACCACCACCACCACCACCUGUUCAUUUAGCUCCAACGCCGGCUCCAUCUCCAGCUCCAUCUCCAUCUCCUAUGGUUGCUACAAUGGCUCCAAGUCCAUCUCCCAUGAAUGUUGCAACCCCUACAGCUCUAGCUCCAGCUCCAGCUCCUGGACCAGGUGAUGAAGACAAUGCCUCAGAUAGUAAUGUUCCAAAAGCUACACCUGAAAUAGAGACACCUGAGGUUGAUUCUCCCGCGCCUACUCCGAGUGCUGAUAAUGAGAAGAUUGAAGCUGCUGAUAAGGCUGGGAAGACCUCUUCUGCUUGUAAGGCAUGUUUUAGCUUUGAAGUUGUUCUCUUGCUAGUAUUUUUUGUUAGCUUUGCUUGGUUUUAA
This is a messenger RNA of Eruca vesicaria subsp. sativa (arugula), 906 nucleotides long. Lineage: Eukaryota; Viridiplantae; Streptophyta; Magnoliopsida; Brassicales; Brassicaceae. The record is from the annotation of a GenBank genome assembly.